Armigeres subalbatus is the source of this 934-nucleotide messenger RNA. RefSeq lists its product as uncharacterized. Lineage: Eukaryota; Metazoa; Arthropoda; Insecta; Diptera; Culicidae. The transcript has 4 exons. The record is from RefSeq and is a predicted model, not a curated record. Bases 289 to 855 code for a protein of 188 amino acids.
AUGAUUUUGUCGCCUUCACUGUUUUGUUGUGUUUCGUCUGGAUGCUGCGAAGAUAAUUGAGACAAUCAUUAAUACAUAUAUUGAUCGCGAGAAAGAAAAAAAGCAGGAAUUCAGGUUUUUACGGAAGAAGUGAUAAUACAAUGGGAUCGCAAAAUAUUACUUUAGUUUCGUUUUGACUGUGACCGCGAUCGGACGGAAUUAUUAGAAAAAAAAGACUUUGCUGUGUUCAUUAUUUAAACGAUUUCGUGCGUUAGUAGAUUAAUAAUAUUUAUAAAUUUUGAUAACAAAAUGAAGCAAUAUCUAUGUGUAUUAGCACUAGUUGCACUAGUAGCCGUUGGCAGCGCUCACAGUACGGAUAAAGAUGUGGCAGCGAAAGGCAAUUCAGAUGCAGGAGCGUACGAGGAGAUUCGUGUUGAAUCGUCCCUAAACGUGCGGAAGACCAAUCCAGCUGCGAAACGGCACGUGAGAAGCGUCGUGGAUAUCCUGGUGCCUAGUAAUGCACGUGUGAAGCGGCAAUUUGGUGGCUUCGGAGCAUCGAGUUCGCAGGCCAAUGCGAACGCAUUCAAUCAACAAUUUGGACCAAGUGGAUUCGGAUCCAGCGCUGCCAACGCUGGUGCACAAUCAUUCUUUAACCAGGGCCCAGGAGGUGGCUUUGGAGCUUCCGCAGCAAAUUCUGCGUCCCAAGGAUUCCAAGCAGGUCCCGGUGGAAUAACCGGCUCCGCUGGUCAAUCUGGAAGUCAGACAUACCAUCUUCCCGGAAACCGUGACAUAAGCCUGGCGUACACCGGGGGAUUCUCUGUAGCGGAUGGUAAACCAAGCGUCUCACAAGGAAACUCUAUCAGUUUCAGCGGGUAAUCAGUUGGACAACGGAAACACCGAGCGAAUUUCAAUCAACGAAGAACGUGUUAUAAUAUAUGUCGAAAUUUUUUCGGAA